Alternaria alternata is the source of this 670-nucleotide messenger RNA. RefSeq lists its product as hypothetical. The transcript has a single exon. Lineage: Eukaryota; Fungi; Ascomycota; Dothideomycetes; Pleosporales; Pleosporaceae. Bases 426 to 596 code for a protein of 56 amino acids. The record is from RefSeq and is a predicted model, not a curated record.
GGCCGUAUUUGCUGCUUACCAGUCAUGAUGUUGUCGCGUGACAUUACAGCAUCAUACUUUAGUCAUGGUCAUUGUGGUACUGCUCGGCUUCUGCUCCAUGUUCCGCACGCACACUACUGGUCAUUGGACACUCGUCAUCAUCAGAUUUCAUGAUUAUUCACGUGCGCAGGUAUUGCCCUUGCAUCUUUACAGCGCUUAACUCAUCGGCGUCGACUCGAAUUUGAACCACAUUAAUAGCAACACUGUUACACCAUAAGCAAACCAUCGUAUUACACUGCUACAGCGUCAGCCCUAGCAUGGGCGUGCCCUUGCACAUGACAGACAAUUUCAGUACUUUCAGAAAACUGCUUCGGACAUGACAAGUAUCUGAGGAGGCAAGUAGCGUUCGAUCUCGUUAUUUCUCUGUGCCGUGAUAGAGGAACAUGAUGGCAGUCUACCAAACUUUGGAAGAGCACGCACCGGCCAUGAGCCCCCGUCAAGUCAUUUUGGUAUUGAAUAGCCAAGUUCUGGAACGUACAAUGGAUGCGAGAGUUGAAUCGGAUGAUUUAUAUACCCAACUCCUAUCAGAGGCGCCAAAAUGGAGAAGCAUAGCAUAGUCUUCAAAAGUUUCCGCUGAUGUUAUCAGCGUAGGUUACUGCACAUAUCUCCAGAAUAAUAAGUCCACUCUAUA